Messenger RNA from Oryza brachyantha (malo sina), 1959 nucleotides. Its product is annotated as probable sodium/metabolite cotransporter BASS5, chloroplastic. Lineage: Eukaryota; Viridiplantae; Streptophyta; Magnoliopsida; Poales; Poaceae. Gene Ontology annotation, cellular component: membrane. The record is from RefSeq and is a predicted model, not a curated record. The coding region runs from base 213 to 1709 and encodes 498 amino acids. The transcript has 12 exons.
CAAGAAUUACGAGCGUGAACAAAUCAAAACGAGGCCGGACGAUCAUAAACUAGCCGGAUAAUUCCAAAUCCGAAGUCGCUAAUCGAUCGAUGAUUGUUCCAUCCAUCCAUUCCUUCCCUGUCCUCGUCGAAACUCCCAACUUUCUCUGCAAAAAUCUCUGAAUCCCUGAAUCGUCGUCUGCCUCCUUGCGUCAUCGAGCAAAGUCCGUGUUCAUGAACCACCCCCACCCACCUCCGCGCGGUCGAAUGGACCCCAACGCCGCCGUCCUGGUGCGGCCCCACGUCGCCGGCGGCGUCCGCUCGCUGGCCGGCAACCGGCGGCCGCCCCGUCCGGCGGGUCGCGUCUCGCUGGCUCCCCCGGCGGUCCCGCCGCUGCGCGUUUCACGGCAGCAGGGAUCUGUAGUGGCUGCGAGGGGACGAGUCUGGGCGAGUGCGAGCGGUUCAUUUGAGAAAGAUCACACUGGUGGAGAUGACGAUGUGUUAGCUUCGCCACAGAUAGUGGAGGAGAGCAACGUCGAUUUGCUGAAGAUUCUGAAGAGUGCCAACACCAUUAUUCCCCACAUAGUGCUGGGGAGCACAAUUCUUGCUCUGGUGUACCCACCUUCUUUUACAUGGUUCACAACUAGAUAUUAUGCACCAGCAUUGGGCUUCCUGAUGUUCGCAGUGGGUGUUAACUCAAGUGUUAACGAUUUCAUUGAAGCUAUACAAAGACCAGAUGCUAUAGCUGCUGGUUAUGUUGGACAGUUUAUUAUCAAGCCUUUCUUUGGAUUCCUUUUUGGCACUCUUGCAGUUACAGUUUUCAAUCUUCCUACUGCUUUAGGAGCUGGUAUCAUGUUGGUUUCAUGCGUGAGUGGAGCACAACUAUCAAACUAUGCAACGUUCCUGACAGAUCCUCAUAUGGCCCCCCUCAGCAUUGUUAUGACAUCAUUGUCAACAGCUACUGCUGUUUUUGUCACUCCAACUUUAUCCUACUUUCUUAUUGGCAAGAAAUUACCGGUGGAUGUCAAAGGGAUGAUGUCCAGUAUUGUUCAAAUAGUGGUUGCUCCAAUUGCAGCCGGAUUGCUUCUGAAUAGAUAUAUUCCAUGGCUCUGUUCAGCUAUUCAGCCAUUUCUCCCUCCACUAUCGGUUUUUGUGACUGCUUUAUGUGUUGGUUCGCCAUUGGCCAUAAAUAUUAAGGCUGUUUUGUCACCAUUUGGACUAGCCACAGUGCUUCUCCUUUUUGCAUUCCAUACAACAUGUUUUGUAGCUGGAUAUCAUCUUGCUGGUACUUGGUUUCGCAAGUCAGCAGAUGUAAAGGCACUGCAGAGAACUGUAUCUUUUGAGACAGGAAUGCAAAGUAGCCUUCUUGCUCUUGCUUUAGCAAACAGGUUCUUCCCAGACCCACUAGUGGGAGUGCCCCCGGCCAUAUCCGUUGUGCUGAUGUCCCUAAUGGGGUUUGCUCUUGUUAUGGUAUGGGUGGCGGCCAUGGCGCUGGUCUGGGACUACGGGGAGAGGACGGGGAUCAAGGGCUGGAAAGGCCUUUCUUGGGGAAUGGUUCCACUUCUUGGUGGAGCGAUGUGCGCUUGCACGUGGCAUUUCUUCUAUAAUUCGGAGUCUCUUGAAGUGCUUGUAGCUCUCCAAGGUGCUCUAACAGUGAUUGGUAACAUUACAAUGUGCAUAGCUGCAUUUCGCAUCUUCAAAGCGUCCCAGGAAAGCUCAAAAAGUUCAUAGGUGGAAGCUUCUUGAGAAUGUCAAAAUACGCCCGACUUAAAUUGUGAAUGAUAACUCCGAGAACACAGACAAUGAAAGCUUCUGAAAGGCUCACGGCUACUUAAGAAGAGAUGAUUUGUGACCAGACUGAAAGAGCCGUUGUUUUGUAUUUAUCAGUUCUGCAGCACCCUGAAAUUUGUGUGUUGACUAUUUGACUCAAAAUUUCUAGAUAAUGAGUGUAUUGACUCAGAUAAGAAGAAAGUUUACCUCA